Molecule: messenger RNA, 1170 nt
Organism: Talaromyces marneffei
Lineage: Eukaryota; Fungi; Ascomycota; Eurotiomycetes; Eurotiales; Trichocomaceae
Exons: 2
Coding region: 1-1170 (389 amino acids)
Biological process (GO): lipid homeostasis
Cellular component (GO): membrane; endoplasmic reticulum
Source: RefSeq, a predicted model, not a curated record
AUGCUCGAUCCAUUCCCCCCUCCACCGGUCUGGCUCCAGGACCUCGUUACCCCCUGGGCCGAAUGCCUACGCCUAUACACGCUACCCUACCACAUCCACGAAGUCGUCUUGGCCUUCGCAUUCUACCAACUCAUCCAUUCCUACAUCUCGCCAUGGCUAUCCGCUUUAUUAUUUCCUCGACACUACCCGCAACUCCCGAAACGUACCCGCUUGAACUGGGAUAUCCACGUCGUCUCGUUGGUGCAGAGUGUUCUUAUCAAUGUCGUAGCGCUCUGGGUUAUGUUUGCGGAUGAAGAAAGGAAGAGGAUGAACAUCGAUGAGCGUGUGCAUGGAUAUACCGGUGGCAGUGGGCUCGUAGAAGCUCUCGCUACGGGUUAUUUUAUUUAUGACAUUAUCGUCAGUACAUUAUACAUCAAGCUGUUUGGGAUUGGCAUGCUGUUUCAUGCCAUCAGCGCUUUGUGCGUGUUUAGUCUCGGAUUUAGACCGUUCGUCAAUUACUAUGCCCCGACCUUCAUCCUCUACGAGCUCUCCAGCCCAUUCCUCAAUAUUCACUGGUUCUUGGACAAGGUCAACAUGACCGGCAGCAAACUACAAUGGUACAAUGGCAUGAUGCUUCUGAUCGUCUUCUUCUCCUGCCGUCUCGUCUGGGGUACAUGGCAAUCAGUCAUUGUCUACGGAGACAUGUGGCACGCAUUCAAACAGAGUCGUUUGAUGACGCAUUCACCAUUCAUGGACGGGAUUACCACCAACGCCCCUGUCUUCAGGCUCGGUGAAGGGGCCGCUCUGUGCGCAGAUGAAAGCUGCCUCCGAGCCAACGUUGAAAUUUCGCGGUUCGCUCACCAUUUCACUGACGUCUCACUCCCGCAGUGGCUGCCAAUUGCGUACGUCAUUGCGAACCUGAUCCUCAACUCGCUCAAUUUCUACUGGUUCUCGCAAAUGAUUGAAGCAGUCCUGAAACGAUUCCGUCAACAACCCGCCGAGAAGGAGGCUGGCUUGGUGAUUCCCAAAGAACCUUCCUAUGUUUUGGAUGCAGCUGAGAAAUUGGAGAAGGAGCAGGGAUAUUUCGAGACCGGGGAUGGUGCUGAGCUCGCAGUUCCUGCUGCGACGGGUGUUGAUACCAUAGAAAGGGGAGAUUCGUCGUUGAAACAGCGCAAAAUGGCUGUUGCGUAA